AUGAGUCUAGAACAAAAGAUCCAGAGCACAGUAGAAAAGAAGCCUAGUGAAGAAAAGGUUACUGAUAGCCUCCCAGAAAAAGAAGUGGUACCUCCAGUAAGCACUAAGCACCAUAUCAAGAUCCCAUACCCACAGAGGCUCCGUAAGCACAAUCUGGAUAAACAGUUUCCGAAGAUUUUGGAGGUGUUGAAGAAGUUGCAUAUUAAUAUCCCCUUCGUCGAAGCACUAAAACAGAUUCCUAGCUAUGUUCUUUUCAUGAAGGAGAUACUAUCAAAGAAACCUAAGAUGGGUGAUUACAAUACAGUGGUGUUGACAGAGGAGUGUAGUGCCAUCUUACAAAGGAAACUUCCACAGAAAUUGAAAGAUCCAAGGAGUUUUACCAUACACUGUACUAUUGGGAAUAUUGACUGCAAGCAGGCCUUAUGCGAUCUGGGAGCAAGCAUUAACUUGAUGCCACUUCCAAUUUUCAAGAGACUUGGCUUAGGUGAGGCAAGACCCACUACUGUUACACUACAGGUGGCAUACUGA
Messenger RNA from Humulus lupulus (European hop), 528 nucleotides. RefSeq lists its product as uncharacterized. The record is from RefSeq and is a predicted model, not a curated record. Bases 1 to 528 code for a protein of 175 amino acids. The transcript has a single exon. NCBI's taxonomy places the organism in Eukaryota, Viridiplantae, Streptophyta, Magnoliopsida, Rosales, Cannabaceae.